CUGCACCCCAACCCCGCCGAGGGCUGGCCCCUCUCCGCCCGGCAUCUCGGCCACGCGGGUGCGGGUGCGUGUGUGCACGCGCGCCUGUGUGUGUGUGUGCGUGUGUGUGUGUGCGUGUGUGCGCGUGUGUGCGCGUGUGUGGCCGAGAGGGUCGGCAUCCUCGUUCGGAGUUUGGGUCGUCCGGGUCUGGCGGGAGCGCUGUCCCCCGGCCCGGCCCCGGCGCUGUCGCAAGUGCCCGCGGCGGGGCGAGCGGCACGGUCCGAGCUCCCGGGGCUGUCGGGGCCGCCGGCGCGGCUCGGGGCUUUGUUUUCCGUCCCCCCCCCCCAAACCCCUCGCCGAGGCCACCCGAGGCGGACGCGGCUCCGGGGCUCGGGGCGCUCUCCCGGGAGCCGCUGCCCGAUCGUCGCCGGCCCCGUCCCGAGAGCCGGACGCCGAGAGCGCCGGGCGGGGAAGUCCUGGCGCCCGCAAACGCCCGCAAACGCCCGCAAACGCCUGCAAACGCCCGCAGAGCCCCGGCCGCGCCACUUUGCCACUGCCCCGAGCCGCCGCGGCUUCCCGGCGUGAUUGUUUCUCUUUAUUCAGAAGCCUAACGUUGUUUGCUGAUUGCAAGAAGAUGUUUCUUUGGCUCUUUCUGAUUUUGUCAGCCCUGAUUUCGUCGACAAAUGCAGAUUCUGACAUAUCGGUGGAAAUUUGCAAUGUAUGUUCCUGCGUGUCGGUUGAGAAUGUGCUCUAUGUGAACUGUGAGAAGGUUUCAGUCUACAGACCAAAUCAGUUGAAGCCACCUUGGUCUAAUUUUUAUCAUCUCAAUUUCCAAAACAAUUUCUUAAAUAUCCUCUAUCCAAGUACAUUCGUGAAUUUCUCUCAUGCAGUCUCCCUGCAGCUGGGAAAUAAUAAACUGCAGAAUAUAGAGGGAGGAGCUUUUCUUGGGCUCAGUGCAUUAAAGCAGUUGCACUUGAACAACAAUGAAUUAAAGAUUCUCCGAGCUGACACUUUCCUUGGCAUAGAGAACUUGGAGUAUCUCCAAGCUGACUACAAUUUAAUCAAGUAUAUUGAACGAGGAGCCUUCAAUAAGCUCCACAAACUGAAAGUUCUCAUUCUUAAUGACAAUCUGAUUUCAUUCCUUCCUGAUAAUAUUUUCCGAUUUGCAUCUUUGACCCAUCUGGACAUACGAGGGAACAGAAUCCAGAAGCUCCCUUACAUUGGAGUUCUGGAGCACAUAGGCCGAGUUGUUGAGUUGCAACUGGAAGAUAACCCUUGGAACUGUAGCUGUGAUUUGUUGCCUUUAAAAGCCUGGCUAGAGAACAUGCCCUAUAACAUUUACAUAGGCGAGGCUAUCUGCGAAACCCCCAGCGACUUAUAUGGCAGGCUUUUAAAAGAAACCAACAAGCAAGAAUUAUGUCCCAUGGGCACAGGGAGCGAUUUUGAUGUCCGAAUUCUGCCUCCAUCUCAGAUGGAAAAUGGCUACACCACUCCCAAUGGUCACACCACCCAAACAUCCUUACACAGAUUAGUGACCAAGCCACCGAAAACGACAAACCCAUCCAAGAUCUCUGGCAUCGUGGCUGGCAAAGCCCUGUCCAAUCGCAAUCUUAGUCAGAUUGUGUCUUACCAGACCAGGGUUCCGCCUCUUACACCCUGUCCAGCACCUUGCUUUUGCAAAACGCACCCUUCCGAUUUGGGACUGAGCGUCAACUGCCAAGAGAAAAACAUCCAGUCCAUGUCCGAACUGAUACCGAAACCUUUAAAUGCCAAGAAGUUGCAUGUCAAUGGCAAUAGCAUCAAAGAUGUGGACGUUUUGGACUUUGCUGAAUUUGAAGGACUGGAUUUGCUUCAUUUAGGAAGCAAUCAGAUUACAGCAAUCAAAGGGGACGUUUUCCACAAUCUCACUAAUUUGCGCAGGUUGUAUCUCAAUGGCAAUCAGAUCGAAAGACUCUAUCCCGAAAUAUUCUCUGGCCUUCAUAACCUGCAGUAUCUGUACUUGGAAUACAAUUUGAUUAAGGAAAUCUUAGCUGGCACUUUUGACUCAAUGCCAAACUUGCAGUUGCUCUACCUAAAUAAUAAUCUCUUAAAGAGCCUGCCGGUUUACAUUUUUUCUGGAGCACCCCUGGCAAGACUGAACCUGAGAAACAACAAAUUUAUGUACCUUCCCGUCAGCGGGGUCCUUGAUCAGCUGCAGACCCUGACACAAAUUGACUUGGAGGGCAAUCCAUGGGACUGCACUUGUGACUUGGUGGCACUCAAACUGUGGCUGGAGAAAUUGAACGACGGCAUUGUCGUGAAAGAACUGAGAUGUGAGACACCCGUGCAGUUUGCCAACAUUGAGCUGAAGUCCCUCAAAAAUGAAAUCUUAUGUCCCAAGCUCUUGAACAAGCCAUCUGCGUCAUUCACCAGCCCGGCACCCGUGAUCACGUUCACCACCCCGCUGGGCCCCGUUCGAAGUCCUCCUGGUGGUCCAGUGCCUCUUUCAAUUUUAAUCUUAAGCAUCUUAGUGGUCCUGAUUCUCACCGUGUUCGUGGCUUUUUGCCUUCUUGUUUUUGUCCUGCGCCGGAACAAGAAGCCCACGGCCAAGCACGAAGGCUUGGGGAACCCCGAAUGCGGCUCCAUACCCCUGCAGAUGCGGAAGCAUGACCACAAGAGCACCAAAAAGGACACUCUGAGCACAGAAGCAUUCAUCCCACAAACCAUCGAGCAGAUGAGCAAGAGCCACACCUGCGGCCUGAAAGAGUCUGAAACAGGCUUCAUGUUUUCUGACCCCCCAGGGCAGAAAGUCAUGAUGAGAAACGUGGCCGACAAGGAGAAAGAUUUACUGCACGUGGAUACCCGCAAGAGACUGAGCACCAUCGACGAGCUGGAUGAAUUAUUCCCAAGCCGAGAUUCCAAUGUGUUCAUUCAGAAUUUUCUGGAGAACAAGAAGGAGUACAACAGCAUCGGCGUCAGUGGCUUUGAGAUCCGCUAUCCAGAAAAGCAGCAAGACAAAAAAAACAAGAAGUCACUAAUAGGCGGCAACCACAGUAAAAUCGUUGUGGAGCCAAGGAAGAGCAGUGAGUAUUUUGAACUGAAGGCCAAACUCCAGAAUUCUCCUGACUACCUACAGGUCCUUGAAGAGCAAACAGCUUUGAACAAGAUCUAGGUCAUGCAAAGUUACUGCAGACAGAGGACAUUUAUUUAAUGAUGAAAGUGCCUUUUGUUGACUUGUAACGUCCAAAUACUAUAUUAUCAAUAGGCAUAGAGGCAGGUGUUUCCAAGGGUGUCUCAUUAACUGUAGCUGCAAAGAAGUGUCCAGUAGAAGAGAAUUUCCUUAAUCGAUUUUACUACACAAAACCUAUACUGUGGAGUCCUGUGGGGAUACUGCAAACUCUAUUGCCAAAGGGAUGCUUUAUAUACGUAACGCUUUGACUUUAACCUAAAGAGGCAAAUUUGUUUUGUUCCCCAAUGCAAAACCUCCGUCUCUUUGUGCUUUGUAAAGCAAACUCAAGAAAACUGGUACCAGUGUUUGUACCUUAGCUGGGUCCUUCAUCUUGCACGUAGAUUAAGUUGGUGGAACUGGAAUAAUCCUUUUGAUUUGUGGCAUUGUAACAACCUUGUGUAAAGAUUAUCUGAAAAGUUUAAAAAAAAAGCAUGCAAAGAGAGAACAUUCGAUAGUAUUUGUAAAUCGGUAACCUUUAUGGCCUGCAUCUUGAAACCGCUGGAUUUAUAAUGUUAAAUUGUGCAAAUAUUUGUUUAAAAUAUACCAUGCAUUACAGAACUAUAAAAUAAAUUUGAACACUUUAAGUAUUACCUGUCUAUACAAAAACCUAAAAGAGAAAAAAAAUCAAUGUGAGUUACAUAGCAUUUGUGGUGAUUUGAAGAAAUACGUGAUGUUUAUCAGAAUUAAAUAUGGCUCAAAUUAAAACUGACAUUAGAGUUUGUUCUCAGUUAUGUGAAAUACCCACAAUCCUUAAAGGUUGUCCAAAACUAGCGAAGUGCUUACCGUGUGAGCGCACCCAAAGCUAUUUUUGUAACAUAAUUCAUAUUUAUGAAGUACUUUGUAUACUAAAUAGGAAAAUAUGUACUCCUUAAUAUGUAUUUAAUAUGCUUGUUUUCCUGAUCACAGGGGAUUUAUCAAGAAGCAUAAAUUCAGACAGAAAAAUAUACCAAACUGAAGCGUAAGUGUACAGAAAUAUUCUGGACAUUGUGAUCAGGUAUGAUUUAAAAACAAAACAAAAAGAAACAAAAAAAGAAACAAAAAAGAAAUGAAAAUACAAAAAAAAAACCACAAAAACAAAAUACCAGUUCUGUGAUACUCUUGAGAAUUUAGCAUACUAUCUUCAGAUUUGUUACCAACAGUGCAUUUUAAAAUAGGUUCCUUAGUUUUAUAGUAUCGUGUCUGGGACAGUUGUUAUUUGCCAUCAGUUGUCUUGCUUUUCAGGAUUCUCUGAGCUUAAUUCAAAUAGUUUUCACUACAAAUAUUUAAAAAAAAUAAUGAGUAAGGUAAAUAGUUAUAUCUUGUAUGCAUCAGUAUCAUGUUCUUUCAACAUUCUGACUACUAUCAGAUAAUCAAGUAGGACAGUAAACAUCAUGGUAAUCUUGGCUAUCAAAGCCACACUGUAAAAUGCUUUCAUUGGUCUCAGAAGAGUUUCAGUCUGCAACUACAAAUGACAUGCCACUGUGUUUGCUUGUGCUGUUAAUUCCAAGUUGAAAUUGAUCAAAGGAAGGAAGGAAGUACUCGACAAUGGGAGAGAUUUGAAGAUUUUUCAGGAGCUCCCAAUUAGCAAAGUAAGAUUCAGAAACACGUUGCCUUCUUGGCUUGCCUGCAUAUGUAUACUUUUUGUGCUCGAUCUCUUAUAACUACUGUGUUAUUCAGUAAGAUGGCCGAGAAAGUAAACAUAGACAUUCUUCAUGAAUUUCAAGUGGCAGAUGUUUUGGUACAGCUUCCAAAAUGAUAUUAUGGUUCACGUUGGAACAGAAGCCUCUUUAUUAAUUACUAAUUUCGGGGCUUUCUGUGGUUGUUCCAAGAUAAAACAAACAAACAAACAAACAACUUGGCAUUCUUGGAGGGUGUGUGUACAUUUGUGUGUGUGUGUGUGUGCGUGUGCGUGCGCCUGUAAGAUAUAUAUGAAAACAUAGAUUAUUUGGAACAUUUUUUAAUAGCUAUAUCUUUGGUCUCCAUACGUGUGUGCUGGUGCUCUUCAAAGUUUAAUGUGGAAUUUUGAUUUUCAUGACAAUGUUUGUGAGAACUUUAUAUGAAUAUUAAAAAAAUAAAAACAAAAACUUACUUCCUAUCUUAAAAGAAAGAUCUUAAGAUAUGUGCCCAACAACUUGUUUUCAUCUACAGUUUCAUAAGAACUUUUAAUAUGCCAUCACCAUGCUUGCAUGCAUUCAUGGAUUAAAGGCUCCUGAUGCAUACUGACAGGAUAAAGAUGCAAAAGCUUCAAAGAAAGUGUUUUAGUUUAUCCUGUCAAUAACGUAUGGAUUGAGGAAUUUUAAGUAGACACUUUGGGGAGGAACCAGAAAGCUCCAUCCAUGAUCUGGGGAUAAUAGGUCAUUGGGAUGACUUUUGUUCAGUGUGGUAAUGCUUUAAAGGUGUUUCAAGGUUUUUACAGAGCUGUCAGUGGCAAAAGUACCUGCCAUUAUUUCAAAGCUUGCUGAAGCAUAUUGGCUAUUUCAUUCUCUUCUGCUACAAGUUAUAAAUGCUCAACAUUUUAAAAAAAGUCAUUUAAAUAUAUAUGGUUAUUUGGAAGUCCUAAUCAUAAGUGAAUGACAUGAAAAAAAUCCUUCAUUAAGAUUUAUAUAUUUUCCUUAACUGAAGUCGUUGUGCCUACAUUACAGUGUAUACUAUUUUGCACCUGUCUCUCAUUAGUUCUCCUUGUACAUUUUAUGAUAACGUAGUUAGGCAUCCGUUUUGAGUUGAGAACAAGAGCAGUGAAAAUACUGUAUCUACAGUUUACUGGUUUCAGCCCUAAUUUAGAGUUUUCAUUUUAACUCCUUGAGGAAUGAUCUGUGUGACAGUAUAGCACUUGCAGUCGAAUUAGAUUCAGAUCUAGAAAAUCUAAGAAGUGCUCAUUUCUAAUUUGGUCUGACACAUCAUGGGCUUCUUGGCACAGCCUAAUGUGCUCGGCCUCUGUUAGAAUGGUUGCCACAAAAUUAGAUCAUAUGAGAAAUUAGUGAAGGGAUUGAGAAAAUACGUUUUGUCCACAUACUAGAAAUUGAUUUUUUAAUUUUUAAAUUAAAUCUAAAAAGGUGAUUGGAUUCUUUCAAGUAUAUUUUUGUGUGUUUUUAUGAGGAACCAGUUAACAAUAUACAGCAAUUCAAGUUAAUUCAAGGCAACUUAUAUUCUAUAUUUAGUUUUCUAUUCUGAAUAAUAUACUGAAGAAAUAAAUUAUUAGAAAAUCAUUUUAAGACCACUCUCUUUGGUUGCUUUUCAAAAACGUUAAUUUCUUAAAGUCAAGGAUACAUAAAUUUGAAAGGGCAUGGCCUCAUGAAUAACAUUAAUAGGGUUCGCAGAUAAAAACACUUCUAGAAAUGUAUGGCAGUAAUAUUAAUCUGUAAUAUCUUUUGCAUGAUUUGUACAUUGACAAUGUAUGAAAUGAGCACAGUGAGUUAAUUUUUUUGCUAUUGUUGCAUCCAAAGAGCUGGGGAGGAAAUAUAUUAAGAAUGUAUUUAUAAUAACUUUUGAAAUAAAGCAAAGAAAACAUCAAAUUCUUUUUAUCCUGAUUUGAUUACUAGUAUUUUAGGGUAGUUUAUAAGACAAAAAAAAUCAAGUGAUGCUCUAAGCUAACGUAAAUCACAGAAAGGAACUGCUUUAACAGCUUUUGUUUGCUUUUAAUAACAUCAAGGUAUUAGGGAAAAUUUAUUAAAUGCCCAUUUUUAUGAAAGUAUUAAUAAAAUUAUUUGCUACAAUGGUAUUUCUGAAACCACCAUUUGUUAAAUCUAUUGAUUUUUCUAUUAUUUUUUCAGAAGAAAUAAUGCAAUAGCCACUGAUCUUUUUUUCACUUAAAUUUGAGGAUAAGAAAUAGAGCUUAAAAUGCUGUUUGUUAUUGAACUUAAUUGCUAAACCUAUGUUGAGAUGCUUUCUUUCCAAACAUCUUUUCACUGUUUUCCUUUCCACUGGCAGUCUCUUUGGAGAAGCAUCAGACAGUGCCAAAAUCAACAUGCUUUGAUUCUUGCCCAUUCCCUUGAAUCAGUUGGAAUCCAACAUAACUGUAGAUAGGCAAACAUUAAUAUUUUGUCUUAACUAUCUAUUCAAAUACUCAUAGAAAAUAUUCAUGGCCUCUAUAACACAUGAUCAGCUCAGAUCGUUUUAAGUUAGUUACCCAUUUAUAAGAUGGAUAUUGAUUUUUAUUUGAAACUGUCAAAGAUGACCCAGAUAAUCAAUCCAUCAUUUUUCUGGUGUUGUCGUUAAUAACAGGGAACCAAUUACUUUAUGGUUAAUUUGAGGCCACAAAGAUUAUUCCCAAACUAUUGUAUUGACGAGGAAAAUGGAUUUAAUACAUGAUUCCUUAUGGGAGCAGAAGGAGAGGGAACAGAGAAUGUAAAUCAAAGUUGUUAUGACUUUAGAUCUUCACCUUAGUAUGCAGAGGAUGUGAAUAAUAUUGAUACUAUAUAGGAAUACUAUUGGAUAUCUUAUGUAUCCCAGACUGCAUAUGUCUCAUAGAGUUUUGUGACUUUGCUUAAGUUUUUCUAGGAGUACUAGACACAGGACUUUGGUUCCCGACCACUUGGUUAUAUUGGUAAGCAGCAACGAGUGAGAGUUUGGCUUAAUUCCUAGUGUUCGUUCAAUCAUGUUUAGAUGGACUAAAUCAAAAUAUCUUAUUUGCGAGAUCACAUACUGGAGAUAAUCGCUGACAUAUAAGAGGGUCAUUGGAAACUUGGUAACCCUCAAUUUAAGAACUGCUGGGAAUUAUUUGUUAAAUCAAAAUCAAAAGGGAUCUGGAGCUGUAAGAUGGUGGUUAGAUGCUCACAUUGCGUCAGGUGUAAGACCCUGGGUGUCAUCUUUUGCAUCAGGGGUUGGUGGGCAGAAGCAAAUGGGAGCUAAUAUGAAUUGUUAUAGCUUGUGUAUAAAAUGCUCUUAAUCUAACUUUAAAUUUAAUUUUGUUUCAGCUUCCACUAGUCGAUACAAUUGCAUUAGACGGGGAAAUCAAGGAAAGCAAUGUCUUUUCCCUAAAAUAACAUGCCCUGUCUCUAUGUUUGCAGAGAGAAAAGGAAGUGAAGCUCUGAGAUUGCUACUAGAAAACUUUGAGCCGAAUCAUUGUUAUUCAGAAUAAAAGGAGCAAUUUUUAAUUGAAAUCAUAAUUACUAGAUUCACUGAACAUAGAACCCAGAACCAGGUAAAGUUUCUCAGUCCUCCAAUUUUGUUUUUUAUAGACACCGACUAAAUAGAAAUUGGGAUGAUGUCAAUCAUUUGAAAAGUGAGAAAUUGCCUGUCUCACAAGUAAGGCUGGUAAAGAAACAAUAUGAAUAUGUAAUAAAAAACUACGUAUCAUUUCUAAGUAGGUCAUAGGAAGGGAAUAAUCAUCUACGGUCCGCAAACAAUAAUUUUCUCUUAGUUGGCACCUCACAAAUAACUAGCUUAUGUCAUAUAUACUGCUGUAUUGCUAUACUGCUGGUUAAUAACUAAAGAAAGCUGUGUUUUGCAAGGAUUCUGCUCAUGAAGGUCUUUGAAAACUGUAGUAGGCUCUGUUCUCCCUACUAAGAAUUGUGAUGUAUAUUUCCAUCAUCGUUCUAUGUAAAUUGAACCAUUGUGGUAAAAUUCUGGAGUUGAUAUUCAAUAAUUUUAUUGCUGUUUUCACUAAUAAAAGUCUUUUCUUAUAGGCCA
Messenger RNA from Sorex araneus (European shrew), 8794 nucleotides. It is a transcript of the gene SLITRK4, whose product is annotated as SLIT and NTRK like family member 4. Gene Ontology annotation, biological process: positive regulation of synapse assembly; regulation of presynapse assembly; axonogenesis. The record is from RefSeq and is a predicted model, not a curated record. Gene Ontology annotation, molecular function: protein binding. The coding region runs from base 614 to 3130 and encodes 838 amino acids. Gene Ontology annotation, cellular component: glutamatergic synapse; membrane. The transcript is spliced from 2 exons. Lineage: Eukaryota; Metazoa; Chordata; Mammalia; Eulipotyphla; Soricidae.